CGCAAUUAAUCCGGGGUUAAACUUGUUUAACCGAAUUGAAUCGAUUCGCGACGCUGGUCGAAUCUAGGCCUCAUGACUCAGUGUCAUCCUUAUACACUUCUCGGGCGAACAGAGUUCUCCGAGAGUCAUGAUCAAGGAUUCUUCACAGUACCUUUGUGUCAAUACCUUUGACAGUGAUGAUGAGGAGAAGUCAUUUGAUGAUGCUCGUCCCAAGUCGCAUAUCCUUCGCAUGCGGCCUAUGUUGAGCCAUGGCGCGUUGAUAUGCACGUCGCUGCUCUUUUUCGCACUGUGGAUGGGCACGCCUUCGCCCCACCUGCGUGACGACAUUCCUGUAUACUCUCCAGCAAUUGUUGCUGUCGAGCCCGUGAUUUUAAGGUUUAACGGAUCCCUCGACUUUCCUUCUAUCUAUCGUGGCUCUCCUUCUCCCGAACUUGAUGCCGCUUGGGACAGGAUAGCUGGCGAUGUGCUACCGACUCGAAUGUCGCUUGAGGAAAUUCUCAAAGCCGGCGACGUAGAUUCACCUUCCAAGGUCAAGUAUCCAGCUAAAUUGGAUGGAGAUUUUAUGGUAUCUAUGGAAGCCCCUCACCAACUCCAUUGUCUGAAUUUACUUCGCAAAGCCUCGUGGCCCGAGUAUUACAGGCACACAGAUAUUUCGUUCCAGGACGAGCCCGAAGUAGUCCGCAUGCAUCUUGACCAUUGCAUUGAAAUGAUCAGACAGAAUAUCAUGUGCAAUGCCGACGUGACGAUGAUAACAUGGGACUGGGUUCAGGGACACAAUAUCCCGUACCCUAAUUUCAACAACCGUCACCAAUGCAGGAACUACGAGAAAAUCUUGGACUGGGCUGACAAGCACGCUGUUCAUAUCGAUUCAUCUGAGGUUACUCGCCUCGACGAUACGAUUGAGCUCCCCUUACCCUUCUAUCCGGGGAGCCUUGGUGUGUAA
Molecule: messenger RNA, 943 nt
Organism: Suillus subalutaceus
Lineage: Eukaryota; Fungi; Basidiomycota; Agaricomycetes; Boletales; Suillaceae
Exons: 6
Coding region: 128-943 (271 amino acids)
Biological process (GO): mycotoxin biosynthetic process
Source: RefSeq, a predicted model, not a curated record